Andrographis paniculata is the source of this 1000-nucleotide messenger RNA. Its product is annotated as electron transfer flavoprotein subunit beta, mitochondrial. Lineage: Eukaryota; Viridiplantae; Streptophyta; Magnoliopsida; Lamiales; Acanthaceae. Gene Ontology annotation, cellular component: cytosol. The record is from RefSeq and is a predicted model, not a curated record. The transcript is spliced from 5 exons. The coding region runs from base 133 to 888 and encodes 251 amino acids. Gene Ontology annotation, molecular function: electron transfer activity.
AAACGUGACUAAACACACAUUCUGCAACACCCUAAGAAGUAAGACCUUCCGUGUAGAACUCAGACAGUGAUUUUAGCGCUCCAACACCUGAUUCUCUCUCGUCAUUCUCUCCACCACAUUCCGAUAAUCGCCAUGAAAAUCCUGGUCGCAAUCAAGCGGGUCGUCGACUACGCCGUCAAAGUCCGGGUGAAGCCCGACAAGAGUGGCGUGGAGACCACAAACGUGAAGAUGUCGAUGAAUCCAUUCUGCGAAAUUGCGUUGGAGGAAGCGCUCCGGAUCAAGGAAUCGGGCCGGGCGUCGGAAGUUGUGGCCGUGAGCGUCGGCCCGGCCCAGUGCGCCGACACUCUCCGCACCGGCCUCGCGAUGGGCGCCGAUAGGGCCGUCCAUGUGGAGCACGCCGGAGCUCUUCACCCGUUGUCCAUUGCUAAGAUUCUUAAAGCACUUGUGGAUGUAGAAAAGCCUGGUUUGCUCCUUCUAGGGAAGCAGGCUAUCGACGAUGACUGCAACCAAACAGGCCAAAUGGUAGCAGGGCUUCUUAAAUGGCCUCAAGGGACCUUUGCUUCCAAGGUCGCGCUCGAUGCAGAAAGUAAAGCUGCGACAGUUGACAGAGAGGUUGAUGGCGGCAUUGAAACUUUGUGCCUCGAUUUACCUGCUGUUAUCACCACUGACUUGAGACUGAAUCAGCCGAGGUAUGCGACGCUUCCGAACAUCAUGAAGGCGAAGUCGAAGCCGAUAAAGAAAGUGAGUCCUGAGGAUUUGAAUGUGGAAAUUCGAUCGGAUUUGGAGGUGGUUCAAGUGGCGGAGCCUCCGAAGAGAAAAGGCGGAGUGUUAGUUUCUUCGGUAGAUGAAUUGAUAGACAAGCUGAAGAAUGAAGCAAGAGUUCUUUGAUUGUUGCUCUUGCUCUUGCUCUGUAUAUCGUAUUUUGUCUGUCGCUUACAUUGUGAACACUACUGUGCUGUUAGAAAAUAUAUAUGUAUCUUUAUUUCCUUUCUUUUUACUA